Schistosoma margrebowiei is the source of this 3615-nucleotide messenger RNA. Lineage: Eukaryota; Metazoa; Platyhelminthes; Trematoda; Strigeidida; Schistosomatidae. The record is from the annotation of a GenBank genome assembly.
AUGCUUACCAUUUUAGUACAUAGAAUUCCAAAAUUCACUCAGACAGUAUUCACCUUCGAAACCAAGUUUUCUAAAUGGAUCAAUGGAAGUCUGAUUGGUAGACUUUCUCUGAGUGAUGAAAACUCCUCCUUAGCAUCAUGUGGAAGUGUUCAAUUCAAUAUUGUACCUGGUUCAAACUACUUACCAGUAGCUAUCGAUGGAACAACUGGUAUUUUGAAAGUAAUUGAAAGUGAUUAUGCAACAAUGAAGAAUAAUCACAUCAUCACUUUUCAAGUGACAGUUAGGAAUGCAAAUACUUCACUUAAUAUAUCUGAUGAUGCAACGGUCAACAUUCUAAUUGAUGGAAAGUAUUCUGAAGAAGAAACAGAAAGUGAAAUCACUGCAGUCAAGAGGGGCUUCAUAGUUCCACCGAAUACUAUCAAUGUCACAUUUUCCAGAGUAUACAUCCAGAAUAAUCGAAAUUAUUGUCUAUUCGAUACAUGGUUUAUUGAUUCGGUAAUUGUCCUUCCACCUGGAAAUAAUAGUUUGAUCAUGAAAUUUUCUGGUCCGUCUCUAAAUAAUGUCUAUUACGGAUAUAUACAAUAUUUGUUUGCUUACUACAACGGUUCAAAUAUAGCAAAUAAUUAUCCUGUGAAGUUUAGUAAUCUCACAUACUUGAACAAUAGUUCCUCGUCUUCGGGGUUCACAAUGACAAGUCAGAUAAAUGUUUCAUCCGCUCCUGCCAAUGAUUCAAAUGACUUCAGUAUUAGGAUGCGAUUCCAAGUUGGUCUUUUUCCUCAAAUGUCGAUUCCACCGAUGGGUACCAAUUUAACAGUUAGAAUGGAGGCAUUGUUGACUCCAAAGAUUACCGUAGAUAUUCCCAUGAGAGUUUCCUCGAACUGUCCGAUUCAAUAUGAUUCAGUUAACUUUACCAAGUGCCCACCGCAAGUGGAAGUAGGUGGGGUUUAUGGGUAUUCUGUGGACUACUUUAUAAGCAGACCCAUUGGCGAUUACGUGUUCACGUUCACUACUGAUGAAGUUAGUACUUCGAUUGGACAUAUAUCUUUGACGCUACCUACAACAUUCUCUACAUACCCAGAAGGUUACAAAAUAGAUACGCAACAAUUCGUUGGUGGUAACUUCGCACUGACUACCAUUGGCUACGUUAGCGUUUCAAAUCUACAAAAUCCAGGUGUUUAUGACACUACUUUGCCAAUGAUGAAUCGAUCAGUUCGUCUAACAGUUUUUAUCCAGAUAUAUAAACCAAGUUUGGCAUCCGUUAAGUUUGAAGCAAAAAUCUCACCAUUAGGUAAGAAUUCUACAGUGAAUUUUUGUGAGAGCCAAGUCAAAGCAUUCACAGGUUCUAAUUUGCUUGAUAAAAGUAACUUGACAUUAAAGGAUACCUCAAUCGUGAAUCAAGUUGAAAAGUUGCAAUUCUUUAAUGUUGAACUGAGUAUUCUACCUUCUACGGCAGCACCUUAUAGUAUUUUUAUAGGUAAUACUGGUAAACUAAAGAUGGAACCUUGUUCCGUGGAUUACUUGUUAACAGAAAAUAACUCAACUAAGAACGUCGAUAAAACUCCUGUAGUUACUAUUGAAAAAGUCGAACCACGAAAUUCACAACCAACAGUAAACUUUAGUACAAUUGUAGAAGUUCGAGUGAAAUUCGUUAAAGACUUUGUCUACAUGCCGAUAACUUUGCAACUACAAGUAAAUUCAAAUGAAGCAAAUAUAAUCAAACAGAGUAUUCAAACAAUUGGAUAUCUAUUAAAUACUGUGGCACCUGUGAGCUCUGUUUCUUCGGUAAAACCUAAUUUGGCUACAUUGCAAAUAAAUUCGGUGUACUUCAAUGAAUCAUGUACAGAUGCUCAGUGUGAUAUUGCAAUGCGUUAUUGGAUAAUUCCAAUUAUCACGAAGCCUUUAGUAAUCACAUCAACAUUUACCUCUGGUGUAUCCAGUUUUACGAAAACAUUAACUAUUACUCCACGAGAUAACUACUCUACUGUGUUGUCAUCAAGUCAGGUUCCAGGAGUUGAUCUAACUUCUAUUGAUUCAAAAACAGUCAAAAAUCAAGUUAUACCGAACUAUUUAACAUCACUGAAGUUAACGCUAUCUCUGAAACCAAAUGUAUGGCAGUCGAUAUAUUUCCAACUUUAUGCUCCAGGUGCCUACCAAGAAUACAUAUUAGUCAAGCCAACAAUGCUAAGCCAAUCAACAUCAUUGCCAUAUGUCAGCUCAGUUUCGAACUCUUUGGAAAAUAUGGUUUAUAUCAGUAUAGACAAAGCUUAUUACGAAGGAAUUGCAACCGAUCAAACGACUUCGGCAGCAAAUCAGUUGACUUACUAUAUCCCAAUGUUCACUGCAAAUUCUGUCAGACCACUGGUCAAUUUCACUUACAAUCUGACAGUUAAUUCAAUCUCUAUAUUUGGUAAUUUCAUAUUUACUACCACCACUCCAGCAGCAUUUACUACAACUCUUACAAAUUCUUGGAGUUUAGUUUCUCCAAGUUCCGCUGAUGCAUAUAAACAAAUGUGUGCUGGAGGACCGUUUGAAUUUACAUUGAGUAUGUGUCCGGUUGAAAGACGUUGUUCAUUCUUUACAUAUUGGAUCAACAGAAUUGUGAAUGGUAUUGCAGCUCUUAAUGUUACAAAAGUAGCUGUAUAUUACAGUGGUUUAGAUGUGUGGUUAUCAACCUCGUUCUCCUUAAAUUUGACAUCUGAUCGUAGUUAUGUGAGAGUGGAUUACGGCCCAUCAUGCCUCAAUAAUCAAAAUUCUUAUUGUGUAAGUCUACAAAAUAGUACGGUAAGAGUACCCUUAAUGCGAAACACUCUCAGUCUUUCAGUGGAUAUCCGGUUGAGUGAUAGUAAAAUUGUAGAAAACGGAACUGGUUGGCCGUUGCAAAUCACUGGUCGAUUCAAUGCUGUCACUAAUAUUAGCAAAAUAUCUGUAUAUUGUAUAAGAACAGGGUCAGAAAAACCAUCAAUUCAGGUUGUACUAUCUCAACUGUCAUCGUUCACAUUCAGUGAUUAUCCUGAUAGAGAUGUGGUGUAUCUUCAGACAACCGUUCAAAUGAUGAAUGGUACCGGAUUGGAAUGUGAAAGACAAUCGAUAAUUUUCUAUCUCAGUCCAGAAAUAAAAUCAAUCAGUGUAGUUAAUCAAACAGGCAACAUAGAUAAUGUAACAUUGAAAACUCCUUUAAACCCAGUAUCUAAAUCAGUUCAGUUCAUAUCUUAUUUUGAUAAGACAAUGUCAGAUAUGUUUCGACUGAUUUCUUUUCGAUUCUCAGAUGUCGGACCAUAUGUUGAACAGAUUAUAGCGUACACAAAUCCACUUGGCAUAUUGUUCGGUUUGGGAGCAAAUGGUGGAGGUGUAAUAAUGAGUAAGGAUUUGGGUAAAACAUGGAUUUCAAUCAACUCAUUCAUGUAUCAAAGAACUUUGAAUACGUCAACUGAAAUCAUUACAGCAAGUGUCAUACCAUGGAUUUCAUCAACUGGAUCAAUUGACAAUACACUGUCUGAGUCAUUUUGCAAGAUGCGAGUGGCUAAUCAAUGGAAUGUAUGCAUCAACGCAAUUUAUGCAAAUGAACUUCUAUUGGCAGACUGGACUAACACCUGUCCAAACAUCAAGCCUUUUUAA